UAACGGAGUCAGAUUUGUAAAACAAUCGACAGUUGCUUGUAGAUUCUGUGCGAAAUGGCUGAUAUGGAGAAAUAUGAACCUAAAGAAAGCAAAUGGGAGAAAAGGAAAUAUUUCUUAAGACAGAUGACAAUCAGUAGUGGUGGAUGGACAUGCUACUUCAUCAUGGGGAUGUCCUUCGGGGCUUCCACAGUCUUCAUCCCACAGAUCAGGAAAGAGGCCAACUCUGACGAUGCUAUCAGCGAAUCUACUGCUUCUUGGAUACCCGCCAUCAUGGUCUACUCCGGCUUACCUUGGACGUUCAUCCUACCAAUCUUCAUGAAGUACAUUGGCCGAAAAUAUACCUUCAUGUUCGUCUCAAUCAGCAACUUGAUCAGUUUCAUCGUUUUCUACUUCAGUGUCACAGUCAAUCAAAUCAUCAUCAGCCAAGUGAUUAAUGGCAUCAACACAGGAUCCCACUUCACCGUAUCUGUGAUGAUCAUCACUGAGUACACCUCACCAAAGCAUAGAGGAUUUUUCUUGACAGUGAAAUCUGCUACUCUCUUCUGGGGUAUUUUCAUGUCUAAUGCCAUUGGGACAUUCUUCCACUGGAGAAACAUUGGUCUGGCUGGGAUUAUCUGCAGUGCCUACGGUCUUUUGAUAGCAAUAGUUCUCCCAGAAUCACCAUUUUGGUUGGCGACAAAACAGCGCUAUGAAAGAGCCGCAGACACGCACAGGUGGAUGAUGGGAUUCAGCAAACAAGCUGAAACAGACUUAGAGAAGUUGAUUAACUAUCAAAAGAAUCUCAAUUUAGAAGCACAGAAGAACAAAUUCGAAUUGAAAGGAUACAUUAUAGGGUAUUUGAGGAUAGUUUCCAAGAGACAGUUUUACAAGCCGUUGGUUUUGUGUCUGAUUGUUCAUUCUCUUUAUAUAUUCUCGGGUAAAGUAGUAUUUAGCGUUUAUGCAAUAGAUAUCAUAAGUAAAAUCACAGCUGGGCACCACAUUUCACCUUACACAGCCAUGUUGAUUCUAGACGGUGUCACUGUACUUUGUAUGUACAUUGGAUGUUUGGUUGCUAAAGUAUUGCCACGAAAGAAACUAUUGAUAGGAUCAUCAUUGGUAGGAAUUGGUUUUCUUUUAUCCAUAUCCUUAUACGCAUACUUGAUUAAAUUGUCAUUAGUAGUAGAGAAUAAUUACUUUGCUAUAUUCUUGCUUAUAGGAUAUUCAAUGGGAUUAUGUUUUGGACCUGUUAUAUUGACACAGACAAUAUCUGGUGAAUUGGUUUCUAUAGAGGCUCGUGGACUUUCAUCGUGUUGUAUGGAUUUAUCAUCAAAAGUACUAUUAGGUACUUUGGUUAAAAUGUCACCAUUCUUAUUCAAGUCUUGGGGAACACAUGGAGCCUUCCUCUUCUUCGGUCUCGCUACAUCAUUCUUCUUGUUCUUGAUUUAUGUAUUUUUACCUGAAACGAAAGACAUGACAUUGCAAGAAAUUGCCGAAUGGAUGAAAGGUUCUAAGAGGGCGCCUGUGGUUCAAGAAGAAAUGAACUUUUUACCUCAAGAGAAGAAGUAGAAAUUUGAAAGUUUGGAGUUUUGGUGCUAGUCAAUUUCAUUGCUUUUUUGCUCG
Molecule: messenger RNA, 1599 nt
Organism: Spodoptera exigua (beet armyworm)
Lineage: Eukaryota; Metazoa; Arthropoda; Insecta; Lepidoptera; Noctuidae
Source: the annotation of a GenBank genome assembly